CUAUUAUUUAAUAACACGCUCGCGAACUGCAUUCGACUUGAUUUUGUAAAUUUGUUAAUGAAAAUGUUUCGCAAACAAAUUGGAAAACUUUCAGUGGUGUCGGCACACCUUCAACGGAAUCCCAUUGCAAUAUGUGUAUCCAGUCGCACUGCAGAAAUGUCCACAAAAGUGGCACCGGCUUCGGAAGCUCCACCCAUUAAUGAGUUUCGUACAAACGUAACGAAUCCCGGGGAGCACUCGGCGUUGCAAGUGGCGAAAUUCUACACGAUACCAGCGGAACAAAAGAAGCAAAUCUUUACCGGAGGCGGCUUACCAAAGCAGUACGAGCAACAGAUAAAAACCUUUACCGAGGCUUGUCUAAUGGUGCGGUCUCCUGGUCUGGAGCUGCUGCACUACAUCAAGAACGCGGAUCUAACGAAACCCGCUGUGCGUUACGUGCUUUAUGGCGACAAUGGGGUGGGAAAGACGUUGACUAUGGCACAUGUGUUGCACUACGGUGCGUUGAACGACUUUCUGUUGGUGCAUGUACCUUGGGCUCCCAACUGGAUGAAACGGCCCAAAGAGGCAUCAAAUUCAGCCAGCCAGGAGGGCUUCAUUGACCUUCCGUUCGAUGCUGCCGCUUGGCUGGUGCAUUUCAAGAAUCAGAAUGCACAGUUGCUCCAGAAAUUGCAGCUGAAAACCAGCAAGGAAUAUGUGUGGAGUAAGCGAGAAAGCACACCAGCUGGAUCCUCCCUGAUUGAGCUGGUCGAGCAUGGCGUUGCACGCAUCAAGUAUGCAUCGGAAACAACAGCUGCGCUGAUCUCGGAACUGAAGCUGUUGGCCACCAAUGGCCAGUGUAAAAUAAUGGUAGCCAUCGACGGAUUCAACGCCUUCUUCCAUCCUAUCACGCGUAUCUUCUCCGACAACAAACAGCGUGUGUCGCCAGAUCGCAUUACCCUCACGCAGCCCUUCCUGGAUAUAACCAGCUACGACUGGACGAAUGGCGUCUGCGUUCUAUCUGUUGACAAAAUAGCCAUGACCGAGGGUUAUAUGGACUCCUAUAUGCCCCGCUAUUUGCUUGGCAAGGAAGGAUUUGAGCAUUUGGACCCCUUCGUGCCAAUUCAGGUCAGCAAUUAUACUGACAAAGAGUUCUUGAGCUACAUCAAUUAUUACUUGGAUCGCCACUGGAUCUCGAAGACGCCGCCGGGUUUCGAGAAUCAGCUCAAGUUUAUGAGCAACAUGAAUCCUUACACACUAAUGCAGCUUGUGAGGGGAUUGUAGAUCUUUUGAGUUCAUUUGUUGCUAGCUUAUAAAAUGUAAUUAAUUAAAAUAAACGAAAUUAUAAAAAAAA
Drosophila innubila is the source of this 1330-nucleotide messenger RNA. It is a transcript of the gene mRpS29, whose product is annotated as 28S ribosomal protein S29, mitochondrial. Gene Ontology annotation, molecular function: structural constituent of ribosome. The transcript has a single exon. The coding region runs from base 58 to 1260 and encodes 400 amino acids. Gene Ontology annotation, cellular component: mitochondrial small ribosomal subunit; mitochondrial ribosome. Gene Ontology annotation, biological process: apoptotic process. The record is from RefSeq and is a predicted model, not a curated record. Lineage: Eukaryota; Metazoa; Arthropoda; Insecta; Diptera; Drosophilidae.